AUAUCUGAUGAAAAAUGGCCGCUGACUGGCUGAAUCCUAGCGUGAUCGUGAAGGAAAAAGAAAAGUUAACAGAUGAGAAAGACGAGCUGUUUGUGUUUGGAUAUGCAUGUAAACUGUUUCGGGAUGACGAAAAGGCAUUAUCUAUCGACCGGGAAUCUCACCUGAUUCCAUGGAUGGGAGACGAUAAACUACUGAUAGACAGGUAUGACGGGCGGGGUCACUUGUAUGACCUUAAGCCAUACGACUCUAGUCAUGCCAAACCCUGUCAACUUUCAACGGAGGAGAAAAAAUUGGAAGAGCUCUGUGACGAAGAGAGGUAUUUGGAGCUUCACACAGAUGUGGCUGAAAAGAAAUUAUAUGAAGAGGAGGAAUGGAAGCGGUAUUACCAGUCUCUUUCUGAAGGUUACGGAGCAGUAGGAUUUACCUAUGAAUACCCACAACAGGAGGAAUAUGCUGACUACUACCAAGCUGUAUCAGAAGAGGAAAAGCCAUUCACUGUUCCGCAGGAGUUGAACCUUCCCAGUGAUAUUACACCACCUGACACAGAAAAAGCCAAUGCCAUCAUUGAGAAAACAGCUAAAUUUGUCGCUAAACAAGGAGCACAGAUGGAAAUCUUAAUCAAAACCAAACAAGCCAACAAUCCACAGUUUGAUUUUCUUCACUUUGAAAACCCAUUAAACUUAUACUACAAGCAUAUGGUGAAGAUGAUCAAGUCUGGGAAAUACAAACCAAAGGAGGCAGCUGACACUGAAGAUGAAGAUGAAGAUGAUGAUGACGGUCAUGGACAUGGAUAUCUCCAUCCCAGUUUAAUGACUACAAGGAAAGCCUCUCCCGCUCCAGAGGUACCGGCCUACAAACUUGUGGAGAUGCCCAAAGUCUCUGUACAUGACACGCCAUAUGGUCAGCUAAUCAAAUCACUGGUAAAAAAACAACCAGAGCUAAAUCAGAGUGUAAGUCAAGUUCCUGAUUAUCAAGAAGAUGUAAAGCCAUUGAAGCCACCACCAUUACCACCAUUUUAUCAGGACUCGGUGUACAGUGGGGGUCACCAUGCACAUCCUCCACCCCCAGGCAUAGAGCCAGUGACCCUUCCCACACACUUGCAGACUGAGCCUCCACCUCCUGGAACUGAUAUUGAGGACCCAAUACUACCUCACAGUCAGACACAGGUCAUUAUGGAUCAGUCACAAUCACAUUCCAGAGCUUCUCCAGGUCCUUUUGAUCACAUUGUCCCUCCCCCUCCAGAUAUACAACCUGUGAUUGACAGAAUGGCAAUGUAUGUGGCUAAAAAUGGAAUUGAAUUUGAGAUAGUUGUCAAGAGCAAGAAUGAUCCCCGAUUUCAGUUCUUGUUACCACAUCAUGUCCACUUUCCAUAUUAUGAUUUCAAAAAGCAGAUUCAUAUGAGGGAGGCAGCAAAAGAUAGAGAGAAGAAAGAUGUAGAGAAGCCCACCAAACUCAGCUUUUCUAUCAAACCCAAAGUGAAGGAAAAAGAAAAUAAACACAAAGAAAAAAGGAAAAAGAAAGUGUUUGAUAAUGAAAGCAGUGAUAAUGAUGCUGAUUCAGACAGAGAAAAGUCUAGUGCCUCAGGGACAUCAACACCAGUGAGCAGUGAAUAUAUGGAGGAAAAGGUAGAGAAACCCCCAAUUCCUCAGGAGGAAAGGGACAGAAGGAUAGCUGAGGAAAGACUUAAGGACAAAUUAGCUCAUGCUGCCAGAGAGAAACUCGUUCAGACCUCCAGAGAGAAACAAAUGCAAGCAGAAAGAAAACGAAAAGCUGCCAUGUUCAUUAACAUGUUACGAUCUUGUAAUGCUGGAGGAGCUGGUGAUGAGGAAAAAAUGGAUGAAGAAUUACCUAGUGCCAAAGUAUCAGAAAAAUCAACCCCUGUCCCCACCCCAGGGUGUAGUCCUUACUAUGGGCCAUUGGAAAAAAGCAAGAGUGAAGAUGUCGAUCCAAAACGGCCCAAGAAAUCCAGACACAAGGACAGAUCCAGCAGGAGAUCUAGGUCAAAGUCUCCGAAGAAGAGGAAAAAAAGUAGAUCAUGUAGCCCCCAACGGAAACAAAAUAAGUCCAGAUCUCAAUCUCCUUCCUCAUCUCAACAGAGGUCGAGGUCACCAUCAAGUAGAGGCAGUCAUCGAGAUAGACAUUCUAGUUCCAAAAAGUCCAAGAAGAAACGAAAAUCAAGGGCAUCGUCCAGGUCUCCAAAACCAAAACAGAAGCCUGAGAUGCCGGUCAGUAUAGACUUGACGGUGGAUGAAAGUCCUGAACUACCCAGCAUAUCAAAUGGAGAAGACUCUUCCUACAGUAUAUGGCAAUACAAUGUGGACAGUAACCAAAAGGUGACUGAACAAGGCGAGGUCUCUUCAGACAGAUUAACACCCAGCUUAGAGACAGAGGAUAGUAAUAGCAAUGCAAGUGACUCCAGAUCUGUUUCUAGUUACAUGAGGGAAAGAGUGAGGGCCAUUAUCAAAGCCAGCAGGAAAGCCAUCAUGGAGGAAGAAGGACCCCUGUAUGAUGAUACAUGAUGUUCAGUUGAAUUAGCAGAUUCAUUUUAAGGAGAGAGAGAUCUCAUACAUGUGAUGACAAUUGAAAGAUCUUUGUGCAUUUCUCAUCAAGGGGACUGAACUAUAACAUAGUUAUGUUAAUUUCAUUGUGAUUACAUGUGUAUCAGAUAAAAAGUAUGACCUGUCCAUAUAGACUUUUAUAUUGAUUAUAUUCAUCAACAGAAAUGAUGAAUAAAUACAUGGAUGUGUAAAUUGAAAAUAUAGUUGUUUGAAUUCAUGAUCAGCUUAGGUCAGUCUUCUGACUAGCUCUGUUGUGUAAUGAUCGUAUUGUUGAAUGUCAAUAGUAGACAAGGAGGCACUGCAGGUACAAUACAUCUCAUAUUAAUGCCAUCUUUACAUUCAUUUAUAACUAUACUGCUGUUAUAUGCCCUUCAUAGACGGGUCAUAAUAAAGUAUGGUAGAGUGUC
This is a messenger RNA of Ostrea edulis (European flat oyster), 2965 nucleotides long. Its product is annotated as splicing factor, suppressor of white-apricot homolog. Gene Ontology annotation, molecular function: RNA binding. Bases 15 to 2519 code for a protein of 834 amino acids. Gene Ontology annotation, biological process: mRNA 5'-splice site recognition; RNA processing. NCBI's taxonomy places the organism in Eukaryota, Metazoa, Mollusca, Bivalvia, Ostreida, Ostreidae. The record is from RefSeq and is a predicted model, not a curated record. The transcript has 16 exons.